Molecule: messenger RNA, 1160 nt
Organism: Aethina tumida (small hive beetle)
Lineage: Eukaryota; Metazoa; Arthropoda; Insecta; Coleoptera; Nitidulidae
Gene: Mlc-c
Product: myosin-2 essential light chain
Exons: 4
Coding region: 327-788 (153 amino acids)
Cellular component (GO): myosin II complex
Molecular function (GO): myosin heavy chain binding; calcium ion binding
Source: RefSeq, a predicted model, not a curated record
CCUCUCGUGUUUUCCGUGUUUUCGUCAAUAUAUUGAACCAUCGUAAAAUUUUAUGUGCUCGCCACUGCGUGUCACAAACAACAAACUUAAGAAAUAUCAAUUAUUUCAUAAACCUAAGCAAGUUCCAUGUUUGUUUAUAAGAUAGAGUGGAUGAGGUAGGUCGUAAAAACCGUAAAAUGAUUCAUACCCCGUUGGUUUUCUCCUUAUAUGGUAUGAUUUUGAAAGUUUCUGGAACAACCUUAAUAAGUAUACUGCAGAUGUCUUCAAACUGCAAUCGAAGCAAUACACUUGGUUGACUGUGCAUAUUUUCUGUCUGACACAACAAAAUGUAUUUAUAUGAACCACCCAGCAAGUUAACCCUUACCUCAGUGGAAGAAUUCCAAGAGGCCUUCCAGCUGUUCGACAACAGAGGUGAUGGUAAAAUUCAUGUAGCACAAAUUGGUGAUGCUUUGAGAGCCUUAGGACAGAACCCCACAGAAUCAGAUGUGAAAAAAUACACCCAUCAGCACAAACCAGAUGAAAGAGUUUCUUUUGAGGUGUUCCUUCCAAUUUACCAACAAAUUUCCAAAUCGCGAAGUGCAGACACUGCCGAAGAUUUCAUCGAAGGUCUGCGCCACUUUGACAAGGAUGGAAAUGGUUACAUCAGUUCCGCCGAACUUCGCCAUCUGCUCACAACUUUGGGCGAAAAGUUGACCGACGACGAGGUUGAACAACUCCUGCAAGGCCAGGAAGACGCUCAGGGCAACGUAAACUACGAAGAGUUCGUCAAAUUGAUUAUGUCAGGUUAAUUCUUUAUUUCAUACGAUUUUCUACGAGCAUUUACAUUUUAUUUAUUUAAGAUUAUAUCACUUUUUUUAUUUCUUUUUUAAUAUGAAAUAUGUGCCUCAUUCCAUUUUUUGUAAAACGGCCAUUUGUUUAAUAUAGUUAUAUUUUUAUGAUUCUAAAUUGUUAGGGUGGUCCCUAUUCACUAAUAGGGCUGUAUUCAAUCAAGCUUAUUAUAAAACGGCCAAUUUUUACAUGACUUUUUAUUAUAUGUAUAAAUAAAAUAUUAAAUUAUUGAUAAUGAUCCCUUUGAUAAAUUAAUAUUUAGAAUUGUGUAUAUUAUAUCAAUCAGAACUAUUGUAAAGCGUUUUAAGGAGAUAAAUAAAAAACUAAAUACA